This is a messenger RNA of Vitis riparia (riverbank grape), 1065 nucleotides long. Its product is annotated as transcription factor MYB41-like. The record is from RefSeq and is a predicted model, not a curated record. The transcript is spliced from 2 exons. Bases 1 to 1065 code for a protein of 354 amino acids. NCBI's taxonomy places the organism in Eukaryota, Viridiplantae, Streptophyta, Magnoliopsida, Vitales, Vitaceae.
AUGGCAAGAUCACAGGCACAUGAGCAGAGUAAGCACAAGAAGUGUCCAUGGACUCCAGAAGAAGAUCAGAAACUCAUUGAAUAUAUGGAACAUAAUAAGCCUGGACGGUGGAGAAGUGUCCCGGCUAAGGCAGGGCUGGAACGGACUGGAAGGAGCUGUCGACAGAGGUGGACAUACUAUCUGGAUCCUAAUAUCAAGAGAGGGGACAUCUCUCAAGACGAAGAGGCCACCAUCAUCCGCCUCCAAUCCGUUCAUGGCAACAAGUGGGCAUUUAUAGCAACUCGUUUGCCUGGCCGAACGGACAACCAAAUUAAGAAUCACUGGAACACCCGUCUGAAGAAAAAGGUUCUGCCAAAGGAAACCCCCGUUGUCACUCAGGCAGGGUCGCAACAGUUAUUAGCCGCUGCAGAUUUAUUGGCUUCUACUGAGACUUAUAUAAAGAACUACGCCCUGGCGUUGCACUCAGCUGCAGAGCUACCCAAUCUUCACUUGCUGCUUAGUUCAGUACUGCAAGGCUUCGGGUACGCUACACCCAAUCCUGAGGCUCAACUCCAUGGACUCGGUUUCAAUUCAACAGGCCCUCAGGAUCUCUCAGGUACUGUUCCUCAAGGAACCAAUUUCAAUUACCAGGCUAUGGAACACCCAAUCCCACAACUAAACAAUAACCAUGGAGUGGAGUUCAUCAAUAUGUCUACAGACCCUACUCGAUCCAGUCUUCCUCCCCAAGGACCCGGUUCCAAUUAUCAGGUUAUGGAGGACCCAACAGUCCACAACUAUUCAGACAUGUUUGGUCCUUCGAUUGCUGACAUUCCAAAUACAGGUUCUAUUCCUGACCCACAAGUCAACAACAACUAUGCAGCCGAUCUUGAUUCUUUAUUUGUGAAUGUUUCAAAUGCAGGUUGUAUUCCUGGUUUAGAGGCUUCAGCCCCAUCGGAGUCCUUUAUGACUAAUCGAGUGGAAAACGGGAUUACCACCUUUGAAGCCUUGUCAGACUCACCUAUCUUUUCACCGGAGCUCUAUAUGAUCUACGGAGACUGCCCGAGUAGCUCUCCUGCAUUACGUUGA